Messenger RNA from Aspergillus nidulans FGSC A4, 1077 nucleotides. RefSeq lists its product as uncharacterized. The transcript has 2 exons. Lineage: Eukaryota; Fungi; Ascomycota; Eurotiomycetes; Eurotiales; Aspergillaceae. The record is from RefSeq and is a predicted model, not a curated record. Gene Ontology annotation, molecular function: transmembrane transporter activity. Bases 1 to 1077 code for a protein of 358 amino acids. Gene Ontology annotation, biological process: transmembrane transport. Gene Ontology annotation, cellular component: membrane.
AUGGCUUCCACCUCUACAGAGAACGGUCCAGAAAAGGCGUCUGCCACUGCGACUAUAGCUCUCAAUGAACCGCCAGCACCAGCACCAGCACCAUCACAUCCAGCCAAAGAAGGCGGACUCCGUGGCUGGCUACAGGUUCUCAGCACCCUCUUCAUUCUAUUCAACAUUUGGGGGCUAGCCUUCGCCUUCGGCUCCUUCCAGAGCUUCUAUGUGCUCGACUUCCUCCCCUCAACAUCAACAUCCGCGAUAUCAUGGACGGGAACCAUCCAGUCCUGGCUUCUCAUAAUGGGCGGUCUUGUCUCAGGCCCGCUUUUCGAUCUUGGGUACUACGUCCACCUCAUAAGCAUCGGCUCCUUCCUGUCUGUCUUUGGGAUUAUGAUGCUCUCGCUAGCUACGAAAUAUUACCAGAUCCUGCUGUCGCAGGGAAUCUGCGCUGGACUCGGGUUUGGACUACUCUAUAUCCCUAGUCUGACGAUUGUUAGCCGGACCUUUGUGCGGAAACGCGCAUUGGCAUUGGGAAUCGCGACGGCGGGUGCGCCCGCGGGGGGCGUGAUUUAUACGCUCAUGUUUGAGCAGCUGCUGCCGCGCGCGGGUUUCGCGUGGACAGUGAGGAUAAUCGGGUUUGUGAUGCUGGGACUGUUCAUCGCCGCAGGAGUCAUGGUCUCGUUCACUGCGGACACAGCGAAACCCAGCCAGGCUCGGAGACCGGCAGUUGGAAAACGGCAGCUGUUCGAUACGGCAGCCCUGAAAGACCUCCCUUUUUGGUCCUAUACGCUCGCAAACUUCUUCCUCUAUCUCGGCUACAUGUCCCCAUUCUACUACAUCCCGAUCUAUGCGGAGACCAAGCUACAUACCUCGCGGUCAAUGGGGCUCUACAUUCUGAUCAUCUCUCAAGCAUCUUCUAUAAUUGGACGCGUAGUUACAACAGCCGUCGCGCAUUACUUUGGCGCGAUGGUGCCUUGGAUUAUCACUGGUAUUGCUAGCGGCGUGCUCUGUAUGGCCUGGAUCAGUGCAACGACCCUGGCACGCUUUAUCCUUUUUGCUGCUUUCUACGGUAUACUUCUCCCCGAGCCCUAG